Messenger RNA from Aspergillus heteromorphus CBS 117.55, 2160 nucleotides. RefSeq names its product putative cell cycle control protein (Cwf19). The coding region runs from base 441 to 2093 and encodes 550 amino acids. Gene Ontology annotation, biological process: mRNA splicing, via spliceosome. Gene Ontology annotation, cellular component: post-mRNA release spliceosomal complex. NCBI's taxonomy places the organism in Eukaryota, Fungi, Ascomycota, Eurotiomycetes, Eurotiales, Aspergillaceae. The transcript is spliced from 2 exons. The record is from RefSeq and is a predicted model, not a curated record.
CCAUGACGCUGGAGGAUUUCGAGAAAUCAUUAGCGGAGGAGCAGGAACGGAGACACGAGAAGAGCGACAAGCACAGGCACCGCCAUCGGGAACAUCGCGACCGCAGCGGAGAGCGCUCGAGGCACCACCGUCGUCACCGCUCGAGGGAGCGCGAUCACGACAGGCACCGCGAGUCGCGACGCAGUGAGGAUAAUGAACACCGCCAUAAACGAUCUCGUCGCUCAUCUGACCACCGGGAGGACCGCGAUCAUGCCCACAAGCGUCGACACCGCGACAGCAAAGAGGAAGUGAAGGACGCGCCCGGUCCGGUGGAGGAAGCCAUACAGGAAGAGCCCACGCGUCUGAAGAGAGACGCCUGGAUGGAGGGGCCAUCUGGACUUGACAUCGACUAUGUUCAGCGACGCAAUACAACACGCUUGGAAGAAGAGCCGAAGCCGAAAAUGCUUCAGGCGGAUUUCGACCUGAAGAUCCACGGCAAAGAGCUCAACUCCCACCUACGCGACUUGAAGGAAGGUAAAGUGCUGGAGGAAGUUGAGGAGGAGUCUGCUCAACAUGAGGUUGACUACACAAUUGGCGAUGCUGGCUCUCAGUGGAGGAUGACCAAGCUGAGGGCUGUCUACCGAGAGGCAGAGGAAAGCGGAAAGUCGGUCGAAGAGGUUGCCAUGAACCGUUUCGGGGAUAUCCGCUCAUUUGACGAUGCACGCGAAGAAGAAUCAGAAUUGGAUAGACGUGAACGAUACGGUGAAGGCUACGUGGGCAAGGAGAAGCCCACGGGAGAGCUUUUCCAGGAGAGGAAACUGAAGGAAAACGUCCACCGCGAUUCGCAUGAACAUGUCCGCAGUCCGGGCAAGGAGCUCGAAGCUGAAGGGCAGGGAAAACCGAUGGAGACUGUGCCCCCUCAGAAUACCACUCAGCAUCUCGAUCUAACAGCUCUCAACCGGCUGAAGGCCCAGAUGAUGAAAGCCAAGCUCAAGCGUGCGCCGGAUGCGGCUGAUCUCGAGGAGCGCUACAAUGCGGCGGCAGCCGCGAUGGCCAACCGGAAAGAAUCAGAUGUCGUGGUGCUUGGUGUCAUGGACAACCGGAUGCUGGCUGGAAACAGGAACGAGGUGAAGGCAGUCGAGAACAGGCGGGGCCGUGAGCGUGGAAAGGUAGAGGAGAAUGAUGAGAUGACCAUCGAGGACAUGGUCCAGGAAGAACGCCGAACUCGGGGACAAUAUGGAGGCGACGGACGACGAAUGGCGGAGAGAAUCGCCAAGGAUGCCAAAUUUGAGAACGACCUGGAAUAUAUGGAUGACAAUGCAUCCAAGCUGGCGCGGCGGGUACAUCGGUCAGAGAUCGACAUCAAGAAUGUCACCAUCAACGAGUUGCAGAAGAUGAACCGGAUUCUCGAUAACUGCCCCCUUUGCCACCAGGAAGAUACGAACACCCCCCCGAUUGCCCCCGUGGUGUCGCUGGCGACUCGGGUCUACCUUAGUCUCCCCACAGAGCCCGAGUUGAACGAAGGGUGCUGUACCAUCGUUCCCAUCCAGCACCGCACAAACCUGCUGGAGUGUGAUGAUGAUGAAUGGGAGGAGAUCCGGAACUUUAUGAAGAGUCUGACGCGGAUGUACCACGAUCAGGGCCGCGAUGUCAUCUUCUACGAGAACGCGGCCCAGCCUCACCGGAAGAGGCAUGCGGCGAUGGAAGUGGUCCCGCUGCCCUACAGUCUUGGGGAGACAUCCCCGGCCUUCUUCAAGGAGGCGAUUCUCUCCUCGGACGCUGAAUGGUCGCAGCACCGGAAGUUGAUUGAUUCGCUUGCGAAGGCCAAGCAGGGCAUGGGACGCAGCGCCUUCCGACGCUUGAUCGCCAAGGAGAUGCCCUACUUCCAUGUGUGGUUCGAACUCGACGGAGGCCUUGGGCAUGUGGUUGAGGAUGAGAACCGGUGGCCGCGGGGCGAUCUCUUUGCUCGGGAGGUCAUUGGGGGAAUGUUGGAUCUGGCUCCGGAUGUGAUCAAGCGGCAGGGACGCUGGCAACGGGGUGGUGAUCGGCGUGUUCCUGGGUUCCAGAAGCGAUGGAGGAAGUUUGACUGGACGCGGGUUCUUGUUGAGGGAUGAUGGAGUUCUCCGUACAGGCUUCUAGUAGUAUUGUAAUUUGCAGGUAUGGCACAUAAAUCAGAUGAUG